Neocloeon triangulifer is the source of this 1248-nucleotide messenger RNA. Its product is annotated as chymotrypsin-1-like. The coding region runs from base 84 to 854 and encodes 256 amino acids. The record is from RefSeq and is a predicted model, not a curated record. NCBI's taxonomy places the organism in Eukaryota, Metazoa, Arthropoda, Insecta, Ephemeroptera, Baetidae. Gene Ontology annotation, biological process: proteolysis. The transcript is spliced from 7 exons. Gene Ontology annotation, molecular function: serine-type endopeptidase activity.
GGCAAAAUGCAGAAUUUUUAGUAUAAAUAGAAAGAUAAUAUUCCACAGACGAAUAAUAAUCAAAGAAGUCCUUUGAAAAUAUCAUGCAUUUUAAGACUCUUCUCUUUGUUCCAAUCUUCCUUGGAAUUUCCAAAGCAGCAACUCUUGGUACUGGGAGUCGUAUUGUAAAUGGAACCGAUGCCCCACAAGGAAAAUAUCCUUUCCAGAUUUCUCUGCGAAUCUUUGGUGCUCAUUCCUGUGGCGGUACCAUUCUGAACGCUGAAUAUGUUUUGACGGCGGCGUACUGCGUCGACAGAAGCGCUCCUGAGAGCAUGACUGUAGUCGCUGGUUCCGUGGUUCUUUCGGAAGGAACCUCGCACCAGGUUACUGAAAAAAUUGAGCACGAAGAAUGGAAUCCAUACAUAUCAACCAAUGAUAUUGCAAUUCUCCGAGUCACCCCUGCUUUUGACUUCAGUAACCCUUCAAUUGCCCCUGUUUUUUUGCCUAGGCAAUAUGAACAAACCGUUGCAGGUGAUGUCGCGACCGUCAUUGGAUGGGGAAUUGACUCGACAGGUGGAACCAUUCAAGAAGUUUUGAAAGAGGUAGACCUCUUUGUAUAUUGUGACGAGGAAUGCUUUGACAUCCAUGGCUUCAGGUACAACGCGAAUAACGUUUGCGCUGGCGUCCCAGGGGGUGGAAAAGGAGAAUGCAAUAAAGAUUCCGGUGGCCCGCUCAUUGUUAAUGGAACACAAAUUGGCAUUGUUGCCUGGUUUAUAGAGCCCUGCACUAUCGCUCCAUACCCUGACGUGUACACUCAGGUUUCAUCUUUUGUAGACUGGAUUAAUUCUAAAAUUAAUGCUGUUAAUGACGACUGACGACCAUUUAAUUUAAUUUAUGCAUCUAUUAAAACACAUAUUAUCGUAUUUUUCUUUUGAUCAAAAAUAAAUUAUAUGAGAAGAGGUCGAUGGAAAGAAAAAACAGACUUUGCUUCCAAUUGAAAGCUCAUUUUUUAAUUUGCCAGAAAUUCCAGUUUUUGUUUUAUACAAUUUCUUACAAUUUUUGGACUACUUUUUUUAUAAUUUCUGUUUUUCCAACUUGAAAAUUAAUGCUUCACACAAGAAAACGGUGAAUUCAGGAUGUUAAAGAAAUAAGGAAAAGUCAAAUUAGAGCCAAAAUAUCUGACCAACACAAUGUGAAAGAAAAUAAUGAAAUUAUACGGAAAAUAAAAGUGAAAAAUAAAAAAUUAAAAAAGGCCGCAAGUAAAACGAC